GCUGUCAUCACGGGUGAUUCUGAUGUCCUUAAAAAAUUCAUUCUCACUGCUGAAUCUCUAUCUCUUCUCUCCUCUCAUCAACUCACCUCACAGGACUGUCAACUGCUGGAACAGUGGUCUAGUGGCGAGAGUAAUUUCCUCAAGCCAGGUCUUUCUCUCCUUGAUCUUGCAAGAGCCUACAAUCGAACGGAGUGGGUUAGUAGUCUCUCAGCCUUCUGUCCGACAAACCCUCAGACAAGACCAAGUGCCAAACGUUCGGUCUGCCAGUCAAGCGGUUGUGCGGCUAAGGAGUUACGGAGACUCUUAGACUCAUGUGUGCGUCAACGAAAAGGGACGUUCCACUGCUCCUAUCUCACCGAAUUCAGCACCUUUUAUCUCCCCAGGGAGGUUAGAGAUUUCCCUUGCUCAGUGCAGGAAGUGAUUAUAAAAGAGCUCUGUGAUACAGAAGUGCAAAAUGAACUGGAGGUUCGAAGUCAGGCAAUAAACUGGUGGGUUGUUGAAGGACAACAAAAUCAACCUACCAGCCGACUUCUAGCUUUAUGGAAUCGAACCGAUGGGGAUUGCUUACUGGAUAGCUUAAUGCAGGCUUGUUGGGGAGUAUUCGACCAGCAAAGUACUCUGCGUCAUGCGCUGGCAGGAAGCAUAAGGGCUUGUGAAGGGCAAUUUUAUCGCGUUUGGCGUGAGCACGAGGUCCAUCAGGCAGCCAGCCAAUACCAGCCAGAUGAAGAGCAACUCCUUCGAGAUUGGCAAUCUGCUUUGACCGCCGCCAGUCUAACCCGUUCGCCUCUGGAGCAAAUCCACAUUUUUGUCCUUGCACACGUCCUUCGUAGACCAAUCAUCGUAUACAGUGUCAAAUACAUACACAACUACCGUGACGAGCCAAUUGGACUAGCGAACUUCGAAGGUCAGUAG
This is a messenger RNA of Hydatigera taeniaeformis, 912 nucleotides long. The record is from the annotation of a GenBank genome assembly. Lineage: Eukaryota; Metazoa; Platyhelminthes; Cestoda; Cyclophyllidea; Taeniidae.